AUGAGCUUCUCCAACGCUUCCCAUGACUCGAUCUCUGUUCAAGAAGCUUCUCGUAAACGUACCUUUGAUCAUGUAGAGGACUCCGUUCACGCUCCCAACCAGACUCCCAGGGCUCAUAUCAAGCGUGCCCGAGUUGCGCCACCUCAACCUCAGAUUUGGACAUACGCUCAACCUCAAAACUUGAUAAACCAUAGCACAGGAGUGACACCGAGCUAUCAAAACACCCAACAUUUCGCGCUGGGUAUGUAUGCUGGCAGUAGGGGAUCUCUGGUGCAAGGAUUGUACCCAAGAAGUGUCGAGAAUGCGGUCUGCUUUCCUCAUCAGACCCGCAUGGCGUACAUCAACAGUACCCAAAUUGCACCACGUCGAGCUCAAAAUGUAUUCCAUACACAGCCUCAAAGGUUGGUGUAUCACAACACAGGAAUGACGACGAGUACGCAAGACUUCGCGCCGGGCAUGUCUGUCGGCAGUAGGAGAGAGGUGGUACAAAGUUCUUAUCAAACUAUCAACUACCAGACCAGGGCUAGGGAUGAAGAAUUCGAGGCGUUCAAACUGAAGUUGGCAUUGGAGUUAUUGAUGUCGCCUACAUCUACAACUCCUGUUUUGAUGAACGGAAGUCAAUGUAGCCCUUCAACCUCUUAUCCUUCGCUCCCUUCAUCACGUGACCCAUCGCCAACGGUGCCAUUUAGGCAUGUGGCAUCAUAUCCUCAUGAUCGGCCUUCCAAUCCAGCAAUAGAGAGGAGAAACCCGAUGCCUCGGUCAUAUGGUCAUGAAGUUCUGUAUGGCUCAUUGGAGUCUCAGAUGAUUUCUCCUACUUUGAUGAAUGCACAUCAAAGUAUCCUUACUACAUCUCAACCUUUAAUUCCGGCGUCACUCGCACCAUCUCAAACUGAACCACCCGAGACGACGGUAUUUUCAUCUCAUCGGACAUUUGGCCCAGUCAUAGAGCGUGAUUAUUCAAUGCCGUUGCUUUACGAAAAUUUACCGACGGCAGUUCCAUACCGGUUGGCGUAA
Messenger RNA from Melampsora larici-populina 98AG31, 1014 nucleotides. RefSeq lists its product as uncharacterized. The record is from RefSeq and is a predicted model, not a curated record. The transcript is spliced from 4 exons. Bases 1 to 1014 code for a protein of 337 amino acids. NCBI's taxonomy places the organism in Eukaryota, Fungi, Basidiomycota, Pucciniomycetes, Pucciniales, Melampsoraceae.